GUAACCACGUAGGCCUAAGACAGAGAGGCGGUGUGCACUUGCUCUGCGGUUUUUCGUUAAAAGUUGUGGUUUAAAGUGGACGGAGGGUGUUGCAAGUGGGUAUAGUGUUGCAACUAGUGUUGGUGCACGGCCUGGCGUGGGCACAAGCCCCAGGGACACGUCUGGUGCUCAAAAAUCGACUGAGAUGGGCACUCCGGUUAUGUGACAAAGUCCGGCGGUUUGGCGUGGCGUUUUAAAGUGAAACAGGCAAUUCAUGGGUUAAAAUUCAGGUAUUACGUUGUGAUUCUAGAACAAGUAGAUGUGAGGAGGCAAUUUGUGCAUCAGUAAAGAGACAAGCGAGGUGUGUGGGUGCUAGAGGAGGGUGCAAGUGGGAGUUGGCUGGUGGGGGCCAUCAUACUCGCCCCAGCGUCCACUCCCUCUACUUUGUUGGCAGAUUACACCUCCGCCACAAGCCCAUCACACACACUACAACUGUUGUGAAUUCAAAUUCCUUGUCAUACCAAGGCAAUGGAGACGGCUGACAUUUUUCGAGCAGAUGUAAUGUAGUGCGUGAUGAAACGUCGUGUUGAUGAUCUGUCUGGUCGGGGCGAGGCAGUGUCAGGCAUUGUUAGUGCUGGGUGUGUUGCUGGGGGACUCACCCAGGGGGGGCAGGGGGUUGUCAGUGGCCCCGGGGGGGUCGGUGGGGCACCAGGGAAUUACGUGCGAGGCUCUACCAUCACACAAUUGGGUACUCGCCCCGGUCAGCCCACUACAGCAGCAGUAACUGCAGCAGCAGUGGCUGUGACAGCUGUUGGAGCACCUGUGCCUGGGGUUGUACCUGUGCCAGUCACCAAUGCUGGUCAAGGGGUUGGUGGUGCACCUUCACCUCUUGACCACCAACCUCAUAAUCCAGCACCUCAGCCAGUUCUUACAGGUUAUGGUGGAAGCAAAGUGGAAAUGCAUACAAGCAUACAUCACACACUCCCUUCAUACUCAACUGGUCUGCCCACUGCACCCCAACCCCAGGGUGAUGGUCUGUCGGGCGUGGUAGAGGGGCGUGCUGUAGGUGGAGCGGGUGGGCUGGUGGCCCCGGGUGGAGUAGGACCACCCCCGUCUGUCCUCCAGCACGUGACUGCCCACUCCCAGGUGCGCCACAAGGUCUCGGGGGUGGGCAGUACAAGUGUGGUGCACCCGACAGCAGCAGUUGCAGCUGCAGCAGCAGCAGCUGGGGCGACGCAAGGCUCAGGCCAGUUCCAGAGAUUAAAAGUUGAAGAUGCACUCUCCUACUUAGAUCAGGUGAAACUAAGGUUUGGGAAGCAGCCACAGGUCUACAAUGAUUUUCUGGAUAUUAUGAAAGAGUUCAAGUCUCAGUCCAUCGACACUCCUGGAGUCAUCGCUCGUGUGUCACAACUCUUCCGUGGUCAUCCAGAGCUCAUUGUCGGCUUCAACACCUUCCUUCCGCCCGGCUACAAAAUUGAGGUGCAAGGGAAUGAGCAGGUGAAGGUGAGCGUAAGUGUGCCAGGACAGCAGACAACAGUAGUUCACACACCUCAGGGGGUUCAUCACCACAUCACCUCUACACACCAUCCUCCACCACCACCACCACCGCCCACGGUUACUCUCAAGCCCUCUCAUCAUCCCCCACCUCCUAGAUCCACAUUGCCUGCUAGUGUGACACAACAUACUAGUCCUAGUUUAGUUGGCACUCACAAUGUCCAUACUGGGACUGGAGGUGGCACAGGGCCUGGGAGUGGAGUCAGUGGUGGAACAACUGUGGGAGGUGGUGGUGGUGGUGGUGGGGGAGGCAGCAGUGGUGGGGGUGGGGGUUGUGGUGGUGCUGGGGGUGUUACUGGCAGUAACACUAGUACUAGUACUGGAGGAGGAACUCCAAGUGUCACUCAGGUAGCAAGCAGUGUUAGUGUUGGUAGCAACACGUCCACCGGCACUAACUCUGGUAGCAACACAAGUGCCACAAGUAAUACUGCAGGGAGUACACAGCACUCUACCAACACUGCUCCCCAGCACCCUAGUCGUGAACCCCAGCCACCCCCUCCACACCAGCAUCACCACCACCACCACCAGCCUCCAGCACAACCUGUGGAGUUCAACCAUGCCAUCAAUUAUGUUAAUAAAAUUAAGUUACGGUUUCAAGGUCAACCAGACAUUUACAAGCAGUUCCUAGAAAUCCUUCACACAUACCAGAAAGAGCAACGACACAUCAAGGAUGGUGGAUCCAUACCUACUAGAACGCUUACUGAAACUGAGGUGUAUGAGAAGGUUGCUAAGCUAUUUGAAAACCAAGAAGAUUUGUUGCAAGAGUUUGGUCAGUUCCUCCCUGAUGCCACAAACAAUUCUGCAGCCCAGGCUGCAGUUUCUGACUUUAUGGACCAGUAUCGCACUCACCAUGGGGGCAAUAAGACAGUAAGCAAUGAUCACACAACAGUGAAGAAGACCAAUAUAAAAAGUAGCUGUGGGUUGGGUUCAGGUAAUAACCUGGUGAGUGGGCCUGGUAAUGUGCCAAAUAAAACCUCGCCCAUGUUCGGCCAUCAGCUAAAGCGUCCACACUCAGGCCCAACUCAGGGCCACACCCACUCUCAUGCCCAACCACCUGUGAAGAAACCAAAGCUAGGGUACCUGAAGGAUAUGAGUGCUGCCGAAGCCGGCAAGUACGCAACUCUAGCAGAAUAUGCCUUCUUCGAUAAGGUUCGGAAAGCUUUACGUCAUGAAGAAACCUACCACAAUUUCCUAAGAUGUAUCACAUUGUAUAAUGAAGAAAUAAUUACCCGUUCUGAGUUGGUUCAACUAGUCCAUCCCUUUCUCGCCAAGUUCCCCGAUCUUCUUAAGUGGUUUAAGGAGUUUGUGGGGUAUCGUGAAGGAGCAUUGGGCAGCUCAGAUAUAAUUCCUUCAUCAGUUGCGAAGCAAGAGAGAAUUAGUGGUGAUUUGGCUAUGGAAAUAGAUUAUACAACAUGCAAGAGACUAGGUGCAUCUUACUGUGCUCUGCCCAAAUCCUACCCACAACCCAAGUGCUCUGGCCGAACCAGUCUCUGUAAAGAGGUUCUCAAUGAUACCUGGGUGUCUUUUCCUUCUUGGUCAGAGGAUUCCACUUUUGUCACUUCCCGUAAAACGCAAUACGAAGAAUAUAUAUAUCGAUGUGAAGAUGAAAGAUUUGAGCUGGAUGUGGUACUGGAGACAAAUUUGGCAACAAUGCGUGUGUUAGAAGGUGUACACAAAAAACUCCAGAGGAUGAGUCCAGAGGAAGCAGCUAGAUUUAGAUUAGACGACUGUCUAGGAGGAAACUCGCCUACAAUACACCAAAGGGCUAUUCGAAGAAUAUAUGGUGAUAAAGCUCCAGAUAUUAUAGAUGGAUUAAAAAAGAACCCAGUUGUUGCAGUGCCUUUGGUUCUGAGAAGGUUAAAAGCAAAGGAUGAGGAAUGGCGGGAAGCACAGAAAGGUUUUAACAAAAUAUGGAGAGAGCAGAAUGAAAAAUAUUACCUAAAAUCCCUGGACCAUCAGGGUAUUACAUUUAAGCAAACUGAUGUUAAAACGAUACGAUCGAAAAGCCUUCUGAAUGACAUUGAAACUUUAUUUGAUGAGCGUCAUGAGCAAGCUGAAGAGUCUGGUGAAGUUAUUACUGGCCCUCAUAUGGUACUUCAUUAUCCUGAUAAAUCUAUAAUAGAUGAUGCAUCAAACUUAGUAAUCCACCAUGUCAAGAGACAAACAACAUACCAUAAAGAUGACAAGGUCAAAAUCAAGCAGAUUGUCAGACAUUUUAUUCCUGACCUUCUCUUUCACACAAGACAAGAAAUGUCUGAUGAUGAGAAAGAUAUGGAAGAAGAGGAAGAGGAUGAAGAUGAUGGCAAGAGUGAAGGAAAGUGUGAAGGUGGUGGUCGGAGGGAUCUGAGAGGACGUGAAUGCAAGCAAACUUCAUCUACCCCUUGUGCCACUAAUAAUAAUUCCAAUAAGCGAAAAACUAGAAAUAGAGGUAUUGAACCAGAGAAAGAUGGUGAUGUGAAAUGUGGGAGAGAAAAUAGUGGGAAUAAUAAUAAUAAUAAUAAUAAUAAUAACAAUAAUAAUAAAACCAAAGAUGAUAAUAAAAAUAAAGUUGCACUCAAUGGUGAUGCAACUGAAGAUGAAAAAAUUAGUAUAAAGACUGAAGUUGAUGAUGAAAAAAUGGAAGUGAAAGAAGAGCCUGGAACUGUUGGGAAUGGCAAUGUUCAGCCGGAUGAUGAAUACAGAUUAUUCAUGUGUAACAACAAUUGGUACCUUUUUCUUCGGUUACAUCAAAUUUUAUGUUGUCGUCUCACUACCAUGUAUGAACAUGCUGUCCGAAUAGCUGCCGAGGAGGCCAAGGAUAAAAAGGAUAGGAAAGAAGCGACAGCAGUUGCCCUUAGACUCAAACCUAAAAAUGAAAUAGCUAUUGAAGACUAUUACCCAGCCAUGUUAGAUAUGGUGAAGAAUGUUCUGGAUGGCAAUUUGGAAUCCACAGCAUACGAAGAUACAUUACGAGAAAUGUUUGGCAUCCAUGCUUACACUGGUUUCACAAUGGAUAAGGUAAAGUGAUGUUACAAAAAUGCA
Messenger RNA from Cherax quadricarinatus, 4554 nucleotides. Lineage: Eukaryota; Metazoa; Arthropoda; Malacostraca; Decapoda; Parastacidae. The record is from RefSeq and is a predicted model, not a curated record.